ACCGGCGCUGGGUGUGAGAGGACUGCAGCUUUUUUGUGAGUCCUAGUGGAGGUCGGGGUAUCAUGAACAUUGAAGCAUAUUUUGAAAGAAUUGGUUAUAAGAAUUCUAGGAACAAACUGGACUUGGAAACUUUAACUGACAUUCUUCAGCACCAGAUCCGAGCCAUUCCUUUUGAGAACCUUAACAUCCAUUGUGGGGAAAGCAUGGAAUUGGGCUUGAAGGCCAUUUUUGAGCAAGUUGUUAGGAGGAACCGUGGUGGAUGGUGUCUCCAGGUCAAUCAUCUUCUGUACUGGGCUCUGACCACAAUUGGUUUUGAGACCACAAUGUUGGGGGGUUAUGUGUACAAUACUCCAGCUAAUAAAUAUAGCAAUGCUAUGAUUCACCUCCUGCUGAAGGUGACUAUUGAUGGUAAGAAUUACAUAGUGGAUGCUGGCUUUGGACGUUCUUACCAGAUGUGGCAACCUCUGGAGUUAAUUUCUGGGAAGGAUCAGCUUCAAGUACCUUGCAUCUUCCGCCUGACAGAAGAGAGAGGAAUCUGGUAUCUGGACCAAAUAAGAAGAGAGCAAUGCAUUGCAAAUGAAGAAUUUCUUAAUUCUGAUCUCCUGGAAAAAAAUAAAUACCGAAAAAUAUACUCCUUUACUCUUGAACCUCGAGCAAUUGAAGAUUUUGAGUCUGUGAAUACAUACCUUCAGAUAUCGCCAACAUCUGUGUUUACAAGCAAGUCAUUCUGUUCCUUGCAGACACUUGAAGGGGUUCACUGUUUAGUAGGUUGGACCCUUACCUAUAGGAAAUUCAAUUAUAAGGACAAUAUGGAUUUGGUAGAGUUUAAGAUCCUGAAUGAAGAAGAAAUAGAACAAAAACUAAAAAAUACAUUUAAUAUUUCCUUGGAGAGAAAGUUUGUGCCCAAACAUGGUGAUCUGUUUUUUACCAUUUAGAGUAAGGAGUAAAAAUGGUCUUCAGUAUUACUUUGUGUACUGAAACUUUUUGUUAUAAAAAAAUUAAACAUAUAUGAGACAAUAAAAUAAUAAGUGCUCAUGUAUUUAUCACCCAAUUUGUUCUCUAUCAAUUACCAUAUUUCCUCAAUUGCUUGUACAAUGUAUUAAAGAAAAGCUCACUCUUAAAAAUUGCAGCAUUUAUAUUUAGAUAACAUUUCAAGGAAACAUAAUCAGAAACUUUUCAAAAUUAAUAAUAGUAAAGGCAUUUUAAGGAUGGCUUAUGCUUUUAUUGGGUGAAAAAGGUGAUUUGUGCUAGAAAAUCUUCCAUAUUGGUUUGUGAAAAUGAAUGAAAGAAACCUCAUUUAAAAUAGAGUUGGGAAGCCAGAAUGGGGAGCUUUUAUUCCCUACCUCUUGUCAUCAAUUGCAGUCCCCAACAGAAAGAUGUGUAUCUUGCCUUCCCAAUAAGAAGAAGCUUACUUUACUUCUCCAACAACAGUAAGGAAGAAUUUUUCUUUCCCCCUCAACAAGCUCAGCCAAUAAUACCACAACUCAGCCAAUGAGAAAUUGUCACUACCU
Molecule: messenger RNA, 1511 nt
Organism: Hyaena hyaena (striped hyena)
Lineage: Eukaryota; Metazoa; Chordata; Mammalia; Carnivora; Hyaenidae
Product: arylamine N-acetyltransferase 1
Exons: 2
Coding region: 63-935 (290 amino acids)
Molecular function (GO): acetyltransferase activity
Source: RefSeq, a predicted model, not a curated record